Molecule: messenger RNA, 2545 nt
Organism: Pundamilia nyererei
Lineage: Eukaryota; Metazoa; Chordata; Actinopteri; Cichliformes; Cichlidae
Exons: 16
Coding region: 8-2290 (760 amino acids)
Source: RefSeq, a predicted model, not a curated record
UGCACAGAUGGCCGUGUCAUCUGUAAAAGGAUGUGUCUCAAUGGCACAUGAGGGGAACUCAUUUUUCCAAAAUGCAGAAUUAAGAUGGGACAGCAGGAGCCUGAAGCAAGGCAUAAAGUACCAGAAAGCUCACCGGGGAAUGCACAGCCUUCAGGUUAACGUUGGCCUGGACAGAGUCUCUCCAGCUCCCUGUCCCUCACACACACUACUGGCCAAAGUUCAAACCAACCUCAAGGACCGGUUAGAGCACAUUGUGCUGCUGGGCCUCUGUCCUCUACAGCCUACUCUGUCGUGGUCAGGAUCCCACAGAGUGAACUCAGGCGAGGAGCUGCUUUACACUCAGUCCCAGCUGGCAGUGACAGGGCGACCGUACCACUGCAGCUUCACCCUCGCCCUUACCAACUCCUCCACUCUUCACGGGACCAACAUGUCUCUGUUCUCUGAGUCUAGGAUGGGUAAUUGUAGUGUGGAAGUGAGGGGAAGUGCCCUGUCUCAAAUCAAGGGGUCAGGUCUCCAGGUACAGGCCAGACUGGACGGCAGAGAGAAGAUCUGGCUGAACGGUACAGUCGAGGGACGAUGCCUGCAGACUACAGCCGGUCAUAUGAAUGGUCUAGGCCUCAGUGAGGAUCUCACUGUAGCGGUAUGUGUGGGUGUAAACCACAGUUUGACGCUUCAUGUGCAGAAAAGAAGCGGCAGUGGCACAUCUGAAACUCUGGGCAGAGUGUUUCUGGGAACAGCCAAUCAGACGCUAAUGCUGAGAGCAAGUGGCUGUUUGGAGAGUCUGACUGCAGCAGAGCAACGGGCGGACUAUUUGAGCUCUCAGAUACAGAUUAAACUUACGGAGAGAAUCAGGGCUUUGCAGCGUCUCCUCGUAGACUUUAGAAGACAGUCCAGAGACAGUCAGCUGCUGCAGGAGUUGAGCGCUCUGCCUCUCCAUGUUUCACAGCAAGCAGAGGCUCUGCUGGGGAAGAAAGAAAAAGGCGUGCUGGCUCUGUGGCAGAGGAGCCCGCUGCGUCACUUCUUGACCGACAGCCUGCCACGCUUUCUGAGUCUGCUGCAGCACGCCUCGCUGCUGGGUCAGCAGGAACUUAGGAGGCCGCUUGCCACUCUGGCAGGUGUGUACCAGGAUGUGAAGGGCCAGAGGCUGGAGGCGAUGUGGAGGGAGGCUGUUCUGCAGUGGAAUGACAAGCUGGUGGAGGUCCAUCCUGCUCUGCUGGAGAACCCUCAGCUCAGACUGCUGUCAGAGGCCGGUGUCACCACGCUCAGCAUCGCUCUGGAUGUGGCAGGCCAGCAUGCCUACCACUGGAUUGAGGGCAGGCUGGCGAUGGCUCUGUCUGGAGUCAGAAAACGGCUUGCAUCAGUCUACAAAUUCUUCCCCAGUGAAUGUUCAGUGAUUGUGUCGGUGCCGCUGCCACAGCUGCCCCGGUCAAAGACGGCCAAUGCUGGGCUGAUGGAGAUCCUCCUGGAGGAGUGGAUCCUGAGACCUCUGCUGACCCUCGCCGCUGUCAGACCCACUGCCGAACUCUACCGCCUCAAAAGGAAGAUCAUGGACAGCCCCUUCACACACCAAGCUCUGUUGGUGGCAGAUCAGUUCGUAGUGACGUUUGACGGUCACUUGUACGAGCUGCCAGGUUCGUGUCCACUGCUCCUGGCCCGAGACGUCGGCCGCGAUCCGUCGUUCACGCUGCUGCUCGGCACAGACGCGCAGAAGCUCCUCCUGAUACAAAUGAAUAACCACACCAUCAGCGUUCAGCGCAACGGGCAGGUGAGGACCGACUGCAGCGGCGCCGUCAGCCACACGUUUCUCACUGAUGAUGGAGUGACAGUCAGGAAAGCAUCAAACGUGGUGCAGGUGUCCAGUCAGCGUGGGAUGUUUGUGUCAUGUGACCUGUCGCUUGAAUUGUGCAGCUUCACUCUGGAUGGAUGGUUACAUGGUGUCUCCACCGGUCUGUUUGGGACCAACGAUAACGACGCAGGAAAUGAUUUUCCUAUGUUUGACGGAUCUCAGGCUAAAAACUUGGAGGAUUUUCUCUACACCUGGCAGAUGAAACCUACAUGCAUCGAACCUUCUGCGACAGCAGCCGUCAGUCCAGCGAGCUGUGACGCUUUGUUCUCUUCUCCCGAUUCUCCCCUCAGCUCUUGUUUCAGGGUGGUGGAUCCCAGUCAGUUCAUGUCUGUGUGUAAACUCAGCUCAUCGAGAGCACCCUGCAGAUUAGCAUUUGCUUUCGCUCACCUCUGCCAGCAGAACUACAUACCCAUGGAGGUCCCCGUUCACUGCAUGAAAGUGUAAAGGAAGGACAAGCUAAUGAAGAGCAAAAAUGGCCAGUUUCUGACCUCUGUGAGCUGCUAUAACGGACAGCUUUACUCUUUAUACCACUGUUUGUGCCAUAUUGCCUUCGUACUUUUAUGUUGUACUCCACUGUGUAGUCACACAUUCUUGUACCUCCUGUGACGCUUUUGUCCUGUUUAGACGUGCGUUGAUUAUCCCAUUAAUGUGAAUGUAAACACAUUCACUGUAGCAAGUAAUAAAAACAUUUUUUUUAAA